AUGUCCUAUAUGCACGAAUCCAUUGAAACCGUCUCUAAGAAAGAACCCGAAGGAACUAACACCCGCAGAAAUCGAAUCCAUCCAGCGAAGGUAGAUAAUAUAGAAGAUGACGACAAUGAUAAUUUAGUACUAAUGAAGGAAAUGGUAUUGCGAGCCAAGCCAACCGCCAAUACGCAAGCCCGAACAACCAUCUUCUGUGAGCAGGAUAAAGUACAAGAUUUGUUGCAAGAAUUACUCACGCCUAUCAAGGGGGAGCUCACCGAGGUUGACGAUAAUGAGGGGUCCGAGAAUUCAAUAUCGUCUGAUUAUACCAAAAGGGAUCCGAGCGGGAAAACGUGUGAUUAA
Molecule: messenger RNA, 345 nt
Organism: Ambispora gerdemannii
Lineage: Eukaryota; Fungi; Glomeromycota; Glomeromycetes; Archaeosporales; Ambisporaceae
Source: the annotation of a GenBank genome assembly